Molecule: messenger RNA, 1711 nt
Organism: Drosophila melanogaster (fruit fly)
Lineage: Eukaryota; Metazoa; Arthropoda; Insecta; Diptera; Drosophilidae
Gene: Ppat-Dpck
Product: bifunctional phosphopantetheine adenylyltransferase - Dephospho-CoA kinase
Exons: 2
Coding region: 36-1592 (518 amino acids)
Biological process (GO): coenzyme A biosynthetic process
Cellular component (GO): cytosol; mitochondrial matrix
Molecular function (GO): catalytic activity; transferase activity; kinase activity
Source: RefSeq, marked reviewed
UAGCCUUCAUAAUUAGUCGCAAUCAAUCGAGCAGAAUGGCUUCAUCCACAGGUCUCCUGGUGGUGUCCAACAUCAAGCACCUUGGCAAAUCCCUGCGAGCCAUCGAGAAGUACGUGAAUUCACUGUACAUCCACCUAAAUGUGGCGGGGUCAACGUCCACGACGUCACCAGUUCCACCGCCUCCGGUUUGGGGUCGUCUAAUCUCGCAGCUGUACGCCAACAGCAGCAGCUAUGUGGGCAAGCAGUUGGACCUUCGCGUCCUUGUCUCUCCCCUACGACCAGGUGCCAAUGGAUCCCUGAAGUUGCGCCAGCCCGUCGACCUAAUCUUCUCGGAUGCACAUCAUCCGGAGCUGUGCGACAGGCUUCGCGCGGAUCUUAACAUCAGCAAGCCAACAAUCUUCCUGGAUGACUCGGUCAUCUCGGAUUUAAGUGCCCAGCAGGAUGACACCCAGCCGCCUAAGGUGUAUCCCUCGGUUGUCCUGGGCGGAACAUUCGAUCGCAUCCAUCUGGGACACAAGAUAUUCCUCACCCAGGCUGUACUGCGCACCUGCAAGCGUUUGGUUGUGGGCGUAACCACCUCCGCCAUGACGAAGGGAAAGACGCUGCCGGACUUGAUUUUGCCCGUGGAAGAGCGCAUCGCCCGGCUAAGGGAGUUCCUGGUGGACAUAGAUGAUACGCUGCAGUACGAAAUUGUGCCCAUCGAUGAUCCCUUUGGUCCCACGCAAGUGGAUCCUGACCUGGACAUGAUUGUGGUCAGUGCGGAGACGUUGCGAGGAGGGCAGAAGGUCAACGAGGUACGCUCCGCUAAGCAACUGCGCGAGCUGGAGAUCUUUGUGAUUGACAUUGUUGAAAGCAACGUGCAUGAUGGCAUCCACGAGACCAAGGUCAGCUCGAGUAACACACGCAUCGAUCUGCUGGGAACCCGCUGGAGAAGGCCGGAGCCACGACCACAGCUCCCGCCGCGCCCUUACAUUAUUGGACUCACUGGCGGCAUCGCAUCUGGCAAGAGCAAGAUGGGCGAGAGAUUGGCCAACAUGGGCGCCCACGUGAUCGACUGCGAUAAGGUGGCGCACGAUGUUUACGAACCUGGUCAGUUGUGCUACACCCGAAUUGUGCAGCACUUCGGACAGGGUAUUGUUUCAGACGAUGGUCGCAUCGAUCGGUCCAAGCUGGGACCCUUGGUGUUUGCCGAUCCCAAGCAGUUGCAAGCACUCAACGGCAUUGUCUGGCCGGAACUUAUUGCGGAGGUUAACAGGCGGCUGGAUGCACUGCGUUCCCAGGCGGACGUGCCGCGUGUGGUGGUCCUGGAGGCAGCGGUGCUGCUGCGAGCGGGCUGGGAGACCAAUUGCCAUGAGGUGUGGUCCAUGAUUGUGCCACCGGAUGAGGCUGUGCGGCGGAUUAUUGAGCGCAACAAGUUGAGCGAAGUGGAGGCCCAAAAGCGACUGGCCAGUCAGGUGCCCAAUUCUGAGAUCGUGGCCAAGUCGCAUGUGAUAUUCAGUUCGCAAUGGGAUCACGAAUUCACCCAGAAACAGGCGGAGCGUGCGUGGAAAAUGCUUACCAAGGAACUGGACUCUUACCAGAGCAGCCUUUAACCCGAUGGAUAUUUAGAUUAUCUUGUUGAUCCUUAUUUUGUAUGAUUUUUUAUGCAUUUGUUGUAUAUUGUUUAGUUGUAAGUCCAAAGUUGAAAAGAAAUGCUGGGACGUCAUUGGGG